Carassius gibelio (silver crucian carp) is the source of this 2079-nucleotide messenger RNA. Its product is annotated as coiled-coil domain-containing protein 60-like. The transcript is spliced from 14 exons. NCBI's taxonomy places the organism in Eukaryota, Metazoa, Chordata, Actinopteri, Cypriniformes, Cyprinidae. Bases 69 to 1847 code for a protein of 592 amino acids. The record is from RefSeq and is a predicted model, not a curated record.
UGGAAGUUCAGAGCGAUGUCUCUUCAGAUUCUGGACCAUGCAAGGUUGACAAACCAUAUAAAUGUGAGAUGUUUUGGGACAGACUUCACCACAGACAGGAACCACUGAGCCGUAGAGUCUACAGUUCACUCAGAUGGAGCUGUGCUGAAGAUGUGUUGGAGCCACUUCACCUGGAACCAAAGAAUCUGGAACAAGCAGACAAGGCACCAAAUGAGAAGAUCUCUGAAGUUGAUGACAAUCUCAUUCACGAAACCCCUCCACAUUCUUCACAGGAAAAUGAGUUGGGAUCAAAGUGGCCCCAGUCAUGGAAGAGAGAGGACACGGUUCUUCGGAAACACCUAUGCCGAACAAGGCAGCACAUUCUUGCAGUGAAGCAGGGUCGUAGCUACUUUCACCUCCUUCAGAAGGAGGAACAGGAAGCGCAGGAGGAGCAGCGGAGAGAAAGACAGAGGAGAGAGGAGUUGAGACGUACCAAACUACGACCUCCCAAUCUCUCCGAUUCAGAUGAGGACAGUGAUACUGAGAGGUGGUGUGAUGUUAUGGCAACAUCCUCGCCAGGUUGGAAACCCAACAGGAGGAAAAUGCGGGCUGCUCGCCCAUUUACCCCCAUCCACAGAUCAUUGAUCUCAACACCUCCUCAUCUACUACCAGGUGAGUGUUUAUAUCGUCAGUUGUGCUGUCUGAAUUGGCUGCUGGAGGCACUGACUCUAGAACGUUCUGGAAGAGUUGGACCUGUUAUUUUCUGUUGGGAUGUCAGGGACCCUGGAACAAGCCGAACCACAAUAAAGAAGCUGAAUAAAGAAAAGGCAAUAGAGGCCAAGUGGGAGCAGUUUAUUGCCCCGCCGAAGCAGACACGGCAUCUCACAUCCAGGCCAUUACAUGUUUCUUCAGGGAGACAUGAGACCUGGAGGACCUCCACUCUCACUGUGGUUUCCUCCUCAGUAACAAGUUCAUCGGUGGGCAGCUUGCUGUCUUUGGCUCCGGCUCCAGAUCACACCUGUGAUGAGCCUAUUUACACCAAGGGCAUCGAGACUCUGAGUGUGCGAGAAUCCGAUUCUGAUCAUUCAUCGACAGAAUAUCUCCAGAAGUUUCUCGAAGAAGUGUACCAGAGUGUUCUUAAAACCUGCUGUAAUUCUGAUAAACAACUCACGUCCACUCCAGACAGUGAUAUGUCAGUCAAAGUCCAACCCGAGAGUGAGUCACAGCAAAACACAACCGGAGAGAAGACGGAGUCUCUGAGAGUGAAGAGCUCCCCUGCCAGAAUCUCUGCCACUAACCGACUCAUUCACAGCAGGGAAGCCAUAUUGGGUGUGAAAAAGGCGUCUUUUGUGGACAUAGCAGAAGAGUUAACACUUAAUUUAUCUGAUGCUCUAAAUCGCUGUGCCAAGAAGAGAUGGGAUUUUGGGGCCAAGAGAUACGGGUCUCUUUGUAACAUGCUAUCCCGAGGACGAACCUGUUCUGCUGUGACCUCCAAAACCUCUGUGGUCUCUCCAGCAGUGCCAGACUCCAACAUCCCAAACAGCACUGAGGAUCCAUACAGCACUCAGUGGCUCUCAGCGUUGCUCAGUAAUCUGGCUCCCGUCAAACACUCAGACGGGAGGGUGGCACGUUUGUUAGAGAAGCUGAGUCGAUUUACAGAAGGCCACACACAGCAGCUUCACCCACACAACUUCUUGAAGAUCUUAAACUCCCUCCAGCCGUGGGAGCUCUGCUGUCCUGAUCUGUGUGUGGCUAUAGAGAUAGUGAGGCUGAAUGUGGUAAAGAUGCCCAAAGCAGAGUAUGACUUGUGGUUAUACAACAGAGUCAGCCAAUCACAGACCACCAGGAGUGCUACACACAACCUGUAAUCCAUUCUCUCUUUUGCCUUUUUGCAUUUUUUAAAGCUGUGAUUUCAGUAAUAUGUCACCCGAAAAUCAAGAGUAAAAAUAAUAAAUAUUUUAAUAUAAUAUUAUAAUAUAGAAAUAUAAGGUGUACAAUGUUUCUUAUAGUAAAAUACAAGUUCUUAUGUAGUUAUUUAGUUUAUUCAGUUAAUUUCAACAAUUCAUUCUAUUAUUAUUAAUUUCCUUUUCCUUUUACAAA